Mesitornis unicolor (brown roatelo) is the source of this 405-nucleotide messenger RNA. RefSeq names its product 6-phosphofructo-2-kinase/fructose-2,6-bisphosphatase-like. The annotation marks the transcript as partial. The record is from RefSeq and is a predicted model, not a curated record. Gene Ontology annotation, molecular function: ATP binding; 6-phosphofructo-2-kinase activity; fructose-2,6-bisphosphate 2-phosphatase activity. Gene Ontology annotation, biological process: fructose 2,6-bisphosphate metabolic process. Lineage: Eukaryota; Metazoa; Chordata; Aves; Mesitornithiformes; Mesitornithidae. The transcript has 4 exons. Gene Ontology annotation, cellular component: cytosol; 6-phosphofructo-2-kinase/fructose-2,6-biphosphatase complex.
UACGCCCAGGCCUUGGCCCACUUCAUCCAGAGCCAAAGCAUCCGGGAGCUGAAGGUGUGGACCAGCCACCUACGCCGCACCAUUGAGACGGCCGAGGCCCUGGGGGUUCCCUACGAGCAGUGGAAAGCCCUCAACGAGCUCGACGCGGGCGUCUGCGAGGAGAUGACCUACGAGGAGAUCCAGCAGCGCUACCCCAAAGAGUUCGCUCUCCGCGACCACAGCCCUUAUUUCAGCGCCAAACCACCCCCCUUCAAAUUAAAGUCCUACGAGGACCUGGUGCAGCGCUUGGAGCCGGUGAUCAUGGAGCUGGAGCGGCAGGAGAACGUCUUGGUCAUCUGCCACCAAGCGGUCAUGCGUUGUUUGCUGGCUUAUUUCCUGGAUAAAAGCGCGGAUGAGCUGCCCUAC